UCUCUAUGGCCUAAACGCAUUAUUCCCUUCAUGAUCUGUGCUUCCGGACUCAUAGCCAUCGGAAAGAUCAUACUACUGUCACUUUUAUUGAUACAGGGCCGACUGUAAAUCAUUAUCUGUCCUCUCUUACGAUGUCGGUUUUACCAUUUAUUGUGUUGAUCUUGGCAUCUUUUUGUAUUGGUAAGUAGCUACAUGGCUAGCGCAUAUAUAUUAUUCUAUGUUGACAGUCUUUUUGGCAAACCCUUCCAUGUCUAACGAGUCGCUGUCACUAAAUGGCUGUCGCUACAUAUUAACAGUUACAAAAAUAGACCUGGAUUCUGCACAAACACAUCCGUUAAAACUGCGCUAAGAAGCAGUCGUGCUAUUUUCUGAUUUUGACCACAGUGCUUUUUUUCUUCAAUUAGCAAUGCCAGAUUAUGGAAGAUAUUUUGCUUCCUUCCCACUGGGCACACACUGGUGGAAUCAACGUUGUUUCCACGGAAUUUCAACAAAAUUACGUUGAACCAACGUGGAUAGACGUUGAAUUGACGUCUGUGCCCAGUGGGUUUUUCCUUUGCAUAACGUAGAAUACGUUAGGCCUGUUCAAAAUUUGGGACAUGAUGCGGUCUGGUCCUUGCCAGAUUAGGCUGUACAAUUAAGACGGCAGGUAUGAAUACAUUUUUCUAAAGAUCGAUCAAAUAUCGGUUCAACAGGGGUGUCAUUUUCUUUUGGAACUUGUCUUUAUUGCGACAAAUGAUGGAAACGGUGUUUUUCGAAUAAAUGAUUGCCUAAUCAUUUUUAAGGUACGCGGGGCACGUGAUGUCACGCCUAACUACACUGAACAAAAAUAUAAACGCAACAUGUAAAAUGUUGGUCCCAAGUUUCAUGAGCUGAAAGAAGAAAUCCCAGCAAUGUUCCAUACACACAAAAGUCUUAUUUCUCUCAAAUGUUGUGCACAAAAUUGUUUACAUCCCGGUUAGUGAGCAUUUCUCCUUUGCCAAGAUAAUCCAUGCACCUGACAGGUGAGGCAUAUCAAGAAGUUGAUUUAAACAGCAUGCUCAUUACACAGGUGCACCUUGUGCUGGGAACAAUAAAAGGAUACUUUAAAAUGUGAAGUUUUGUCACACAACACAAUGCCACAGAUGUCUCAAGUUUUGAGGGAGCGUGCAAUUGGCAUGCUGACUGCAGGGAUGUCCACCAAAGCUGUUGCCAGAGAAUUGAAUGUUCAUAUCUCUACCAUAAGCUGCCUCCAGCAUCGUUUUAGAGAAUUUGGCAGUACAUCCAACCAGCCUCACAACCACGUUUAACCACGCCAGCCUAGGACCUCCGCAUCUGGCUGGGGGGGGGGUGCUGAGGAGUAUUUCUGUCUGUAAAAAUCCCUUUUGUGGGGAAAAACGGAUUCUGAUUGGCUGGGCCUGGCUCUCCAGUGGGUGGGUCUGGCUGCCAAGUGGGUGGGCCUAUGCCCUCCAAGGUCCACCCAUAGCUGCACCCCUGCCCAGUCAUGUGAAAUCCAUAGAUUAGGGCAUAAUUUAUUUAUUUCAAUUGACUGAUUUCCUUAUGAACUGUAACUCACUAAAAUCUUUGAAAUCGUUGCAUGUUGCGUUAAUAUUUUUGUUCAGUAUAUAAAGUUCCACUCCACACAUAAUUCUUAAUGUCUACUGCUUGCAAAGUCAUUAUUUUUCAUAUAAAUAUAAAUAUGACUUUCAAGAAUCGCUGACUCGCUUUGCAUUUCAGGUUGGCAAGUUUCACCAUUCAAUUAUUUCAGAUCUAUGGGAGUGCAAGUUUCACCAUGGCACGGACCGUGGCGAUACGUUGGCACAUGAGAAUUAUUGGAAUAUGGCAAAUAUUAGUCAAUUGCGUUCUAUCCAUGCUUGCUUUCGCAGGCUACCUGAGACACGAAGAUAGGUGGGAGGGCAUACAGGCUGUCGCCAAUUUAUUAAUGCGCAAUUUGCCUAAAUGUGUAAUGAAAACAUUUCAACCACUACAUUUUUAUUCGACACUAGGUUUUUGCGAAAAACCGUUUUUUAGGUGUGACGUCAAUACGUCCAGCUGUUUUUUAUCGACACAAGAUAGUUAAAUGGAAACGCACCCAAGUAGGCAAUUGUCGCAUCUAUUUUCAAUGCGAACUUUAUAAAUGUCGAAAAAAAAUCGCUGAACAACUUAAUGGACACAGCUGUUGGCAAGAGAGCAGAAACAAGACUGGCACCAGGCUAGUGCCUUGUUCCAAUAUCUGAAUAGAAAUGAUGUAUUGUACUAGUCUACAUCUGACCUAGUUAACAACUUUUGUUUAUACUAACAAACUAAACUGGGGGUUAUUCUGCGGGAUCUUCACAGGUGAGACCAUGGUCAUCGGUGAGCCUACCAGGGCCAAGUUGGGCAUCACACAGCAGUCUUCAGUAAGAUAUAAAUUGCUGUAUGUGUGAAACCAACAGAUCUAACAUGUCUCCUCCAGGACCAGGUUUGAUGGAGACUACACCCAUUAACUCAAGUAGUCACCUGUUAAUAGUUACCAAUUGUAUAACUUGUAUUCUCUAUUCUAGGGGAUAUAGCCCUGUACUUGGUUCAUAAAUCAUUAAUCACAUCUAUAGAAAACUCCAUAUCUUGGCCACAUAUUUCUAGUAACACAGCCUGUUUCACCAAGCCUGUGCUUUCACACACUACAAAACAAGUUAUUUUUAAACUUCAGAAAGACAGUUGUUGUGGUGUGCCGUUUUUCAUCAGAGAUUCCAUGCCUGAACUGUACACAUGCUGAAGAGCAUGUGGUUAUUAGGUUAGAGAUGUAGGGGGUUAUGCCUGAACAUUUUAAAUUAUAGUUACUCGCUGACCUCUCACUUCUGACCUUCCCCUUCUACCAGACAACUGACAUCUGCUCAGACUGCAGCCAGAUCAUUGAGCUAUUCACAGACAUGAUCUCCAACACAGACACCCAGGUGAGUACCCAUUCUGAUUCUGCUGAAGUAUGUCUUCUCUCAUUGUAUUUUUGUAGCCAGAGUUGCAGAUAACACCCUGAUCAGAAAGUGGUACUUCGGAUUUCAUUUCUGUAGACAAGAGAUACAAGGAAAUAUGAAAAAAGCCUUCUGGUCUCACGCCAUUCCUCCCCCAUCUUUCAGUUCCUGUUUAUUGUGCAAAUAUAGAAUACCAUAUCUCGGAGCAACUCCCUUAUAGUAGUCAACAGAGACUACAUUAUAUUGAACUCUAAGCUUGAAACCAAGACUGCUAGAAGGAUGUCAAAUUCACAUGUCAUUGUGCAUCUCACCCCUCAACAAAGUGAGCCACCAGUAGUGUACUGUAACUGUAUGUGUACCUGUGUUGAUUGUUUAGGAGCUGAUCCACAACACCCUGGAUGCCCUGUGUCUGCGCCUCCCCGGAGAUGAGGCUAAAAGCCACUGUAUAUCCCGGGUGCAGAUGUACCUGCCCCAAGCCAUCCAGUACCUCACUGGCAUACUGGUGAGUGUCUGAGCACUUCAAACAUACAGAGAGGGAAGUCCAGUUUACAGGGAUAUUAUACAACAUAACCAUCCAAAAUGUUCCUACAUUCCCUUUAUCAUGGGCAAUAAUGUUGUGAUUCUAUAAUAGAAUGACUUCUCAAUUGUCUUUCUCCUUCUUCAUAUCUGUAGAAGCCAGGUGAGACAUGUAUGGUUCUGGGCCUGUGUGCUGUCCGCUCAGAGAGAAGAGCACCUGAACAGCUUCCUCCCACUUUCACUGACAUCGAUCUGUCCAAUGCUGUACUCGACUCAGGCACCAGCCCAGAGGUGAGUGUGAGAGCUGAACUUUUGUACAGUCUAGGAACGGAAGUCCCUUGCCUGCCCUUUUUGUUUGUUUGUCAAUGUGUUUUUUUUUCUAGUUCUGCAUUUGUAAUUUUUCUGUCUGCAUUGAAUGCUCUCUCACCAGCUAAUCUCAUCUCUAGGUGCAGGUCAGCCCACAGUGUACCUUCUGUGUUUAUCUUAUGAAGAAACUGGAGAGCAUGUUGCCUAUGGAGAGGACUGAGGUAACUCUCUCAAUACGUCUAUAUUUUCCCCACACGUGUCCACACUCACUAACAAAUUUUGUUGGACACCCUUGACCCUUACAGGAUGCCGUAGUGAAGCUAAUGGGUGAGGUGUGUGGCCUCCUGCCUGCAAGCUACAAAGACCAGUGUGAUGACUUCAUCAACAAGUAUGGAAAGGAGAUUGUUGACUUCCUGCUGUCGUCAGCCGCCCCUCACUCCAUCUGUGUCAUGCUGCACCUGUGUCUGUUCCAGGAGACCCCCAGCAUGGGUGAGUGGGGUGAUUUGGUCAGACCAGAGCUCAUGUCUCAAUCAUAAGGUCAUACAGUGCAUUCGGGAAGUAUUCAGACCCCUUGACUUUUUCAACAUUUUGUUACUUAACAGCCUUAUUCUAAAAUUGAUUAAAUUGUUUUUUUCCUUCAUCAAUCUACACACAAUACCUCAUAAUGACGAAGCGAAAACAGGUUUUUAGAAUUUUUUGCAAAUGUAUCAGACCCUUUGCUAUGAGACUUGAAAUUGAGCUCAGGUGCAUCCUGUUUCCAUUGAUAAUCCUUGAUGUUUCUACAACUUGAUUGGAGUCCAUCUGUGGUAAAUUCAAUUGAUUGGACAUGAUUUGUCUAUAUAAGGUCCCACAGUUGACAGUGCAUGUCAUAGCAAAAACCAAGCCAUGAGGUCGAAGGAAUUGUCCGUACUGCUCCAAGACAGGAUUGUGUCGAGGUACAGAUCUGGGGAAGGGUACCAAAAAAUGUCUGCAGCAUUGAAGGUCCCCAAGAACACAGUGCCUCCAUCAUUCUUAAAUGGAAGAAGUUUGGAACCACCAAGACUCUUCCUAGAGCUGGCCGCCCAGCCAAACUGAGCAAUCGGGGGAGAAUGGCCUUGGUCAGGGAGGUGACCAAGAACCUGAUGGUCACUCUGACAGAGCUCCAGAGUUUCUCUGUGGAGAUGGGAGAACCUUCCAGAAGGACAACCAUCUCUGCAGCACUCCACAAAUCAGGCCUUUAUGGUAGUGGCCAGACGGAAGACACUCCUCAGUAAAAGGCACAUGACAGCCUGCUUGGAGUUUGCCAAAAGGCACCUAAAGGACUCUCAGACCAUGAGAAACAAGAUUCUCUGGUCUGAUGAAACCAAGAUUGAACUCUUUGGCCUGAAUGCCAAGCGUCACAUCUGGAGGACACCUGGCACCAUCCCUACGGUGAAGCAUGGUGGUGGCAGCAUCAUGCUGUGGGGAUGUUUUUCCAGAGCGCUCAGGACCUCAGACUGGGGCGAAGGUUCACCUUCCAACAGGACAAAGAUCCUAAGCACACUGCCAAGACAAUGCAGGAGUGGCUUCGGGACAAGUCUCUGAAUGUCCUUGAGUGGCCCAGCCAGAGCCCGGACUUGAACCCGAUCUAACAUUUCUGGAGAGACCUAAAAAUAGCUGUGCAGUGACGCUCCCCAUCCAACCUGACAGAGCUUGAGAGGAUCUGCAGAGAAGAAUGGGAGAAACUCCCCAAAUACAUUUGUGCCAAGCUUGUAGCGUCAUACCCAAGAAGACUUGAGGCUGUAAUCGCUGUCAAAAGGUUCUUCAACAAAGUACUGAGUAAAGGGUCUGAAUACUUAUGUAAAUGUGAUCAGGUUGUUAUUUGUAAUACAUUUGUAAACAUUUCUAAAAACCUGUUUUUGCUUUGUCAUUAAGGGGUAUUGUGUGUAGAUUGAUGGGAAAAAAACAUUUAAUACAUUUUAGAAUAAGGCUGUAACGUAACAAAAUGUGGAAAAAGUCGAGGGGUCUGAAUACUUUCCGAAUGCACUGUAUGUGUGUGGUCUCAUACUGAUAUGACUAUGUGGGCUACACAUUUCCUUUCUGCUCUCUCCUCUUCUUCCCUCAUCGCUUAUGCUCUCCUUGAUCUGUAGAUUCUCUGUCUCACUUGACACUGCUCUCCCACAUUGUAGCCCUCUGUAACCCUGACCCUCCUCUCCAGAGAUGCCCCUCCCCUCUGACUGUGAUUCCUGCCGUACCCUUGCGGUUCUGAGCCGGCUCCACCUGGGUCUCAAUGCCACUGAACCUCAGACCACCUCUUUCCUCCAGUCUGUCUGCCUGCAGCACCCCAACGCCAUCCCCAAGGUCUGCCCAGUCCCUCUACUUUACAUCCACCCGUUAGCCCCUACAUGUUUAUUUAGUGUAUGAGAAGCACAACAGAGCUUAUGCAAGUUGCCUCCACUACCAGUACCAGGAGAAUAGGCCUAAAUAUAGUGCUCUGUGCUGUAGUCACCGUAAGAGACAAGAAUAACAAAACUUUAGUUGUGUUAAAAGUAGUUACGUCAGUUUCAUUGUACCGGUCUUUGUGUUCUAUCCAGUGUGAAAUGUUCACCAAACUCUAUGGCCCCAGGCUACAGAAGGUUCUGGGAAGCCAAAUGGAUGCUCCGGAUACAUGCGAGGUAAUUAAACCAUUCCCAUCCAGCCGUAGAAGGUCCUCCUCUGACUCUACAGUGUCUGUGACAUUGCUAACCUCACCAUCUAUAUCCCCAGACCACUUCUUCUAAUUACUAACCAUGACCACUGCUCUUAUAGAGUGACUGUCCCAGUGACAAGUGGUUUGAUUGUGUGUAAGGUGACGGAGUCUUGUCUUAGUAUAUCAGCUGAUUAUACACUGAGUGUACAAAACAUUAGGAAAACCUGCUCGUUCCAUUACAUAGACUGACCAGGUGAAAGGUAUGAUCCUUUGAGGUCACUUGUUAAAUCCACUUUUAAUCGGUCUAGAUGAAGGGGAGGAGACAGGUUAAAGAAGGAUUUUUAAGCCUUGAGACAUGGAUUGUGUAUGUGUGCUAUUCAGAGGGUGAAAAAUAUUUAAGUGCCUUUGAACGGGGUAUGGGUUUUUCACGCUCAACAGUUUCCCAUGUGUAUCAAGAAUGGUCCACCGCCCAAAAGACAUCCAGACAACUGUGGGAAGCAUUGGAGUCAACAUGGGCCAGCAUCCGUUGAACGCUUUCAACACCUUGUAGAGCAUGCCCUCGACAAAUUGAGGCUGUUCUGAGGGCAAAAGGGGGUGCAACUCAAUUUUAAUAAGGUGUUCCUAAUGUUUUGUACACUCAGUGUAUAUCUCUGUGUCCUCCAGAGAGCUGAUGUGUGUGUUGCUGUGAAAGAGCAGCAUCUUCUGGGGAAGAACCAGUGUACCUGGGGACCCAGUUACAUCUGCAGGGACUUGAAAACCGCUCAGGGGUGUGGCGUAAGUAAACUAGAUCUGCCAUGGGCCCGGUUUCCCGAUAGCGAUAGAACAAGUGUUUUUAACAAUGCAUCUUUCCUACAACGAUCGUAGAUGUAACAUGAGAGAGCGGUCGCUAAGUGUGUCGAUACUGAUAGGAUCGAUAGAAAGGGAGUGCUGCUCUCAGAUCAGGUUUCUCCUUUCAAAUCUUUCCUUAACAUUAUAAUUAUUUCACAAUACUGACGGAUCAGCUCCUAGAGAGAUAUUACCACCUACGGCUGCAAAUAUUGAGGCGGCUAAUUCUAAUGCUUACCCAAUAAAAAUGCACUAAAUAACCGAUUUGGCACAUCAUUGCGCACUUGUUAGGCUACACAUCAUGAAAUAUUGAGACAAAUUAGACAGUAGCCUAUAAGUAGCAAAAUAACUUAGCCUACAUUUCAUGUUCAAUCAGUUAUUUCAAUAUGUUUGAAAUAGGCCUAUAGCCUUCUGCUUAUAUUUUAAUGCAGUCAUCUGGGUUUUCAUUUGAAGUAUAUUUUUAUACUGUACAUUGCUUGUUUGUAUCAAUUGCAAAGACAUUGACAACUUUAUUUGUAGUCAACUUUGUUUUGUUAUCGGCGGUCACAGAGACGGAUAAACCAUGUGAUUCCAUGUUUAGCGGAGAUCUUCUGUGUAUAAAAGCAUCUAACGAUACUUAGCUGUUCUACGAGUUGUCUGAGGCAGGCGUUAGAUUACGACUUCGUUAGAUUAGAUUAAGUGCAACGUUAAUAACAAUGGUUUUGGGAAACAGCUCAGAUUUAACUAUGCUCCUACGAAGGUUCUAACGAUGAACUUACAUUUUAGUCAUUUAGCAGACACUCUUAUCCAGAGCGACUUACAGUUAGUGAGUGCAUACAUUUUAUUUUUUUCAUACUGGCCCCCCGUGGGAAUCGAACCCACAACCCUGGCGUUGCAAACGCCAUGCUCUACCAACUGAGCUACACGGGACCGGUCUUAAACUUAAGAUGCUUUUGGGAAACUGGGCCAUGGUCUUAUCUAAUACAACAACCCAAGUACAAGUCAUGUCUGCCAUUGUGUAUUGUCUGAAAAACAACCCUACCCACACCAAUGUUUUGCUGCAUUAUUUCUGAUCUGGUUUUAUUUUCAUUUUGAUACAACUCCAGAUGGUAGACCUCUGCCAGAAGUUGAUGUGGAACUAGAGCUGAGAACCACUCCCAGAGUUCUCCCUCCAUGGAUGAAGCUGAUGAUUUAUCUGCCAAACAUAUGUUUUAGAUUUGCACUUGUUACUAACUGAUUGCACUGUUGCCUUAAUGAUUUUUCUUUGCAACAGUAUAAAUGAAAUAUUUGUCAAUUUCAUUUAACUGGUCAUCUGAUAUUACACUGAGCAAUUUGAGUAAAAUUCCUGUAUAUUUAAAUAAUUCCUUGAUUUGCACUUCUGGUAGGCUGUUGUAGCACUGAGAUGAUUUGCACUGGGUAGGCUGUUAUGAGUACAGUAAGUAAUUAAGUCAAUGUAAAUUAUUGACUUAAAAUAAUAUUGGACCUAUUUAAGCACAUAUCCACAAGUAUAAUAAUUUACAUUUGAAAUGUGUUGUGACUUUUCAGUUGUCUACAAUAAAAAGGUAGGCUAUAGUAUCUUCAGUUAAAAUCAGUCAUAAUCAGGAAGAACAAAUAUAGUACAAUAAAUGAAAAAGUGGCAAAGUGUCUUGAAGAAAUUAGUGAACAUGUACCUCCUGUUGAGAAAUCCUUUAAAUCAGUAAUGUCAACAUUUUAAUAAUGCAUUACCUUAAUAUACAAUUAUUAGAUUUUUGUGAUCCAACUAAAUGUACAUGAGUAUACAGUGGGGAGAACAAGUAU
Molecule: messenger RNA, 8994 nt
Organism: Coregonus sp. 'balchen'
Lineage: Eukaryota; Metazoa; Chordata; Actinopteri; Salmoniformes; Salmonidae
Source: the annotation of a GenBank genome assembly